Molecule: messenger RNA, 4746 nt
Organism: Fusarium subglutinans
Lineage: Eukaryota; Fungi; Ascomycota; Sordariomycetes; Hypocreales; Nectriaceae
Product: DEAD DEAH box helicase
Exons: 6
Coding region: 1-4746 (1581 amino acids)
Biological process (GO): intracellular transport
Molecular function (GO): ATP binding; nucleic acid binding
Source: RefSeq, a predicted model, not a curated record
AUGGCCGACGACGCUCCCGAUGCCAGUCCCAAGAACGAACCUCUCAACGUCGAGACCAAGGAAGACGCAGAGACCCGCGCUACUCGUCGUGAACUAAAGCAAUCAUCCAUCUCUGAUCCCCCAACGUCUGGUCCAGAAGAUGCUGCCAACACAUCGGAUGCGCCCGAUAAUGACUUGAAGGAGCAAGUCACCUCUCCUAAGAAGAAGCGCGCGCACGACCAACUAGAGGGAAGCAAAGAUGCCGAGGAAAACGAUGCGAACAGUGUAGCAUCAUCGGACUCGGCCAAGGAUAGAACUCUACGAACCGAGCCCGAGAAGAAGCGACAUCGCGACGAAGAUACAGAUUUGCCAUCAACGAUUGCUUCCAGCGAGGCGACCAAAGACACCGAAGCCGGCAAAUCACCGACAAAAAAUUCCCAAGGGCAAACAUCUGCCACUGCUUUCGCAGCGUCUGGUUUUGGCAAGCUGUCGUCCGGGACAUCGCCCUUUGCUUCUCUUGGUGCCUCUCAGAGUGGAAGUGCGUUCGGGUCACUUGCUGCUGGCAAGCCCUCGCUUAGCUCAUUUGCUUCUCCGCCCUCCUCUACAACAGUACAACCUGCUGCGCCGCCUAAGCUGACCUUUGGAAGCUCAGGAGGAGCGUCGCCUUUUGCAGGAUUAUCAACUGGAAGCAACGGAAGUUCCUUUGGGGGAAGCACUUUUGGAUCUGCUCUAGGGGGUGCCAAACCCCUCUCGAGCUUCGCUGCGCCUAUUGCGGAGCCCCUCAAGAGCGAGAAACCUGCGAAGCCAUUUGGUGCCCCGGAUAGUGAAUCCGAGGAGGGCGACGAAGAGGACGAAGAAAGAGAGGAGAUCGAAGUCAACGAUGGCGAAGCCGGCGAGGCAACGGUUGUCUCUGUGAGAGCCAAAAUGUUUUACCACGACAAAGAGGCCGGCUGGAAAGAACGAGGUGCGGGCAUGCUUAAAAUUAAUGUGCCUCAGGCCUGUGUCGAGUAUGACGAAAACGGCGCUGUUAUCCCUGGAUCAUUUGAUGCUUCCGCCUUAGAAAUGGAUGAGGAGGCCGCAGGAGAAUCCCAAGGCCACAAGGUUGCCCGUCUCAUCAUGCGUCAAGAUCAAACACAUCGAGUCAUUCUGAACACAGCGCUUGUCGCCGCCAUGAAAUUCCAAGAAAAGGCUUCAUUGAAGUCUGUUGGCAUCCUCUUCACUGCCUUCGAGGGUGAACAGUCCAAACCCGUGAGCAUCACAAUGAGAAUGUCAGCUGCCAACGCAAAGCUUUUCAUGAAUGAGAUUGGAACCAUCCAAAAAGAACUCCAGAACAUUCCCAGUGAUGACAUGACAGAACACAAGAAAACAUCAGGCCAAACUGGUCCUAUCACAGAAUAUUCACUGCCCGGAGCAAAACGCAAGCGUGAUGGCGACGAGGACUCAACAGCCAAGAGUCCGACUUCAAGUCAGCCGAGCAGCUCCAAAUCUAAACGAGGAGGAAGGGGGGGAAAAGCACGGCCGACCCUUCACAAGGAAGCCAGCAGUGUAAUCGUACCCUGUGCUGCGGAAUGGCCAGAAGAGUUUAAGAAGGUUGAACGAACGCAUCGAGCUCUCAAUCUUGUCUACACCUUUUGCACCACACGAAAACAUCUCGCCACGACAUUUGACACAAUAAAAUCUGCCGUUGAAGCCCAUAUCAAGCGGGAACUAUUGGUCGAUGAGAUUGCUUCCAUGGUAGCGAUUCGUCCUGAGGGUCUUUUCUUUGCAUAUGUCGACGAGAACAUGCUGCAGCUUGAUGUCAAAGGCACUGAAAGGGACGAAGUCUUCCGAACUGGCAAAUCAUUCAGGUCUCAGGCUCCUGCGCAUGAUCCUUCAGUGGGCGGGUACACAGGCAUGGAUGGCCUUGACAAACAACACGAUCUAGAUCUUGAACCUGUAGGACGAGAAGUCCUUUUUCUCGAAUUCAUCGAUGGCGAUCUGAAGAGACAAGUCCCAGGCAAGUCUGGCGAACCAACGAAGCCGAAUCGAAAAUUGAGAGACGAGCAGCUGAGAAUGCCUGUUUUCAGCCAGAAACAGAUGACCAGUCUGAUCGAGAGGCGUAACCAAAGAUUCAACAGUGCUAUUAAUGCCUUCCUCAAUAAAUGCUCCGACGAUGGAAUUGAUCCACUUGAAAUUCUCAAAGAACAAACCCAAGCAUACAUCCCGGUCCCUUCUGCCCAAGAAGAGUUUGCCCAAGAGAAGGCAGCCGAUUCGAUACCAGAAAGCAUACCAAAGGAACGAAAGACCGUGCCAGAAAUCGUACAGGAGCUCAAGGAGUGCCCUUGGUAUACCGGGCAGAUUGUCCCUGAUGGACAUAGAGUAUUUGAGAAGCAGGAGGCUGUGUAUGGGGACCUCAACUUUCUUUUGAGUCAGGGUUUGGUCAACGCUCUAUACAACGCCAAUGGAAUCACACAGUUCUAUGCACAUCAGUCAGAGGCUCUCAACAGUCUCCAUGAUGGAAAGCACGUUGUAGUGUCAACAUCGACAAGCUCAGGUAAAAGUUUGAUCUACCAGCUCCCGGUCAUUCGUGCCCUUGAAGAGGACUACAACUCCAGAGCAAUGUACAUCUUUCCCACAAAAGCCUUAGCACAGGAUCAGAAGAGGAGUUUGAAAGAGAUGAUGAGUUAUAUGCCUGGUCUUGAAGAGACUAUGGUUGAGACUUUUGAUGGGGACACUCCAAUGACUGCGCGCAAUGAGAUUAGAGAGCAAGCAAGAAUCAUUUUUACUAAUCCAGAUAUGCUUCACAUUACCAUAUUACCCCAAGAAGAGCGAUGGAGAUCUUACCUGAAGAACUUGAAACAUGUCGUUGUGGAUGAGUUGCACUAUUACAAUGGUCAAAUGGGUUCUCACAUGUCCUUCAUCAUGCGAAGGUUGAGGCGAAUAUGUGCCGCCGUGGGAAACCGGCGCGUCAAAUUUAUAUCGUGUUCUGCUACAGUUGCGAACCCAGAGCAACACUUCAAAACAAUAUUCGGUAUAGAAAACGUCCAGCUGAUAGAUUACGAUGGAUCUCCAUCAGGACGGAAGGAGUUUUUGUGCUGGAACACUCCUUAUAAAGACCCUGGCGAUCCUGCCUCUGGCCGUGGUAGCACCAAGUUUGAAUGCGCGCGACUGUUUUGUGCCCUAAUGCUAAGAGGUGUCAGGAUCAUAGCAUUUUGCAGAGUUCGGGCGCAAUGUGAGCUUCUCGUGAGCGCCAUCAAGCAGGAGCUCGAGAACCUGGGACGGCCAGAAUGUACCAAUCUGGUGAUGGGAUAUCGUGGCGGCUAUACAGCACAGGAUCGCCGCCGGAUCGAGACUGAAAUGUUUCAAGGUCAACUGCUUGGAAUUGUUGCAACUACUGCGUUAGAGCUCGGCAUUGACAUAGGCUCCCUCGAUUGUGUCAUGACGUGGGGAUUCCCUUAUACGAUUGCCAACUUGCGACAGCAAAGUGGGCGUGCUGGCCGUCGCAACAAGGAUUCGCUUUCGAUACUGGUUGGUGACGGUUUUGCCACAGACCAGCACUACAUGCAGAAUCCAGACGAGCUGUUCACAAAGCCCAAUUGCGAGUUGCAAGUUGAUCUGGAGAAUAUGCUUGUGCGUGAAGGACACAUUCAAUGCGCGGCAUAUGAAAUGCCGAUACGCCCUAAGGAUGAUGCAAAAUACUUUGGCAAAGACCUACCGAAGAUUUGCAUCGAACGCUUAAUCAAAGACGACAUGGGCUUUUACCAUUGCCAUGAUCGAUUUCGCCCUGUCCCUGCAAAGUAUGUUGCUAUACGAGACACAGAAGAUGACCACUUUGCUAUCAUAGAUAUCACCAACGGCCGGAAUGUUGUCCUGGAAGAGCUGGAGGCCUCCAGAGCAACUUUUACACUUUAUGAUGGAGCCAUUUUCCUUCACCAGGGUAAUCCCUACCUUGUACGAGACUUCCAGCCUGACAAAGGAAUGGCCAGGGUGGAAAGGGUCAAGGUUGAGUGGACAACUGUUCAGCGUGACUAUACUGAUAUCGAUCCCACGGAGACAGAAGCCAUCAGAACAAUUUCGAACUCUCGCUCGCAUGCUUACUAUGGAACAAUCAAGAUCCAACAAAACGUGUUUGGAUUCUUCAAGGUCGACAAGAAGAAUCGAGUGCUGGAUGCGGUACAGGUGGACAAUCCCCCAGUCAUACGUUUCAGUAAGGGAAUGUGGCUCGAUGUGCCUAAGAAGGCGAUGAGCAUUCUCCAAGAGAGACGUCUUCACAUUGCCGCCGCGAUUCACGCUGCAGAACAUGCCAUUAUAAGUCUACUGCCAGCCUUCGUUAUCAGCAUGCCUGGCGAUGUACGGACAGAGUGCAAGACGGCAGUGAAAGAGUUUGCAAAACAAGAAUCACAGCGGAAGCGACCAGCACGGUUAACAUUCUACGAUGCCAAAGGUGGUGCAGGAGGGUCAGGUAUCAGCACGAAAGCAUUUGACCAUGUCGACCAACUACUACGGGAUGCGUUGAAGCGGGUCGAAGACUGUCACUGUGAGCGAGGUUGUGUUGAAUGUGUGGCAUCAGAAUUGUGCAAGCAAGCGAACGAAGUGAUGAGCAAAGCUGGCAGUCAAGUGAUUCUCAAGACUCUGUUGAACGUCGAGAUUGAUAUGGAGUCACUGCCGAUGGGUCCAGAGCCCAACAUUCCCAUAGGUACCGAGACAGUCGUUCUAGCAGAACCUGUUCCGUACCGGGCCAAAGAGACAGCCUUCCAGAAACGCAGCAUUAGCGAUACCAACGAAUAA